Messenger RNA from Cercospora beticola, 1587 nucleotides. RefSeq lists its product as uncharacterized. The record is from RefSeq and is a predicted model, not a curated record. Gene Ontology annotation, molecular function: monooxygenase activity; heme binding; iron ion binding. Lineage: Eukaryota; Fungi; Ascomycota; Dothideomycetes; Mycosphaerellales; Mycosphaerellaceae.
AUGAUUUCCUCUUCAGUCCAAUUCCUGCAACAGCAGCUGAUCGAACACAGCUUGCGAUCUUUCAUUGUGCUUCUCUUCCUCUUGCCACUCAUCUACGUAGUAUCAAAUGAGCUCGUCCGUCAUAAAGCCCGGCUUCCUAGCUUUACUGGACCAGCAGGAUUGCCGAUUAUCGGGAACAUUGCAGAUAUUCGCGUCAAUGCGGCCGAGAAGUAUCGUCAGUGGGCGAAGAAGUAUGGACCGGUGUAUCAGAUUCAGCUCGGCAAUAUUCCCGUAAUUGUGGUCAAUAGUGCGGAGUCGGCGCGAGUGAUCUUUGGCCAGCAUAGUCAGGCAUUGAGUUCGAGGCCAGUCUUCUACACGUUUCACAAAGUGCUGUCGAAUACAGCGGGCACCACUAUUGGGACAAGUCCUUUCUCCGACUCGCUGAAACGAAGAAGAAAAGGUGCCGCCUCAGCACUCAACAAGCCCAGCGUACAGACUUACAUCCCUCAUCUCGAUGUCGAAACCCUCUCCUUCGUCCGCGAAGCCUUCAAAUAUGGCUCCGCAGGCGCAAAACCCAUCGACCCAAUGCCACUCAUCCAACGCCUAUCUCUGAGCCUCUCACUAACCCUCAACUGGGGCACCCGCAUGGGCGACAGCGAAAACGCCCUCUUCCACGAAAUCACCCACGUCGAAGAUGAGAUCUCCCGCUUCCGCUCCACCACAGGAAACCUCCAAGACUACAUCCCCUUACUGCGUCUCAACCCAUUCAGCUUCGGCACGCGAAAAGCCGGCGAAAUGCGCCGUCGCCGAGACGUCUAUCUCAAUAAACUCAACCAAGAUCUCGACGACCGAAUGGAAAAAGGUAACCACAAACCUUGCAUUCAAGCGAACGUCAUCCUGGAUAAAGAAGCCCGUCUCAAUAAAGAAGAACUCACAAGCAUUUCUCUCACUAUGCUCUCAGGUGGCCUCGAUACUAUCACGACAUUAAUGCAAUGGGCUAUUGCUUUGCUUGGUCAACGACCAGAUAUUCAAGCCAAAGCUAUCGAAGAAAUUCGAAAAAUGUACGAUGAUUCUGCGGAGCAGAUUCUCUGUGAUGAGAACGAUGAUAUGAAAUGCGAAUAUGUGAUGGCUCUGGUCAAGGAGUCUUUGAGGUAUUAUACUGUUCUUCGACUUGCUCUUCCUCGGGCUACAGUUCGCGAUAUUACUUAUGAAGGGAAACUUAUUCCAGCUGGUACGACGAUUUUCCUCAAUGCGUGGAGUUGCAAUAUGGAUGAAGCAGUUUGGGGUGAUGAUGUUGAAGAGUUUCGACCUGAGAGAUGGUUGGAACAACCUGAUGCUCCAUUGUUUACGUAUGGUAUGGGGUAUCGGAUGUGUGCGGGUUCGCUACUGGCGAAUCGGGAGUUGUAUUUGGCUUUUAUGAGGAUGUUGUCGUGUUUUGAGAUUGUGGGGGAGAAGGGCGAUGUGGAUGUUCAUCCUGUGAGGGGGAGUUCGGAUCCUACGAGUUUGGUUACUAUGCCGGAGAAGUAUGAGGUGAAGUUUGUGCCGAGGAAUGAGAAGGUUCUAAGGGAGAUUUUGGAGAGGAAGGAGGGGGAGGGGGUUUUUGAGUAG